AUGCAUUCUUUCUUUCUUGUACACUCUUUUCUUCUCACUUCCAAAACAAAUUUCAUAAUUUCUUUCUUUCUUUCUUUCUUUCUUUCUUUCUUUCUUUCUUUCUCAUUUUCUCUCCCUCCUUUCUUUCUCUUUUUUUUUCAUUUUUCUCUCUUUCUCAAUCCUCAUCUUAUUCUCUCUACUUCUUUCUUCCUCUUCAUUUCUCCUCUCUCAUUAUAUCUCCCUUUCUUUUCUUCCUUCAUUCCAAAACUCAAAUUUCAUAAUUUCUUUCUUUCUUUUUUUUCAUUUUUCUUUCUUUCUUUCUUUCUUUCUUAUUUUCUUUCCUUCUUUCUUCCCUUCCUUCAUUUAUCUACCUCUCAUUAUCACAUCCUUUCUUUCUCUUUUGUUUUCAUUUUUCAAUCUCUUUCUUGCAAAUCUACAGUCUUAUUUUCUUUCCUUCUUUCUUCAUUUUUCUUUUUACUUUUUUCUUUGAUUUUGUUUCUUUUUCUUUCAUUUUUAAAUUUUUCACUAUUUUCUUUUUUUCUUUUUCUUGUUUCAUUUUUUUUCUUUCUUUUCUGUCCUAACUACUUCAGAUAA
This is a messenger RNA of Acanthosepion pharaonis, 573 nucleotides long. Lineage: Eukaryota; Metazoa; Mollusca; Cephalopoda; Sepiida; Sepiidae. The record is from the annotation of a GenBank genome assembly.